UUGGCUUCCUCUUCAAAUUGCUGUCAAUCAGGCUCCUUCCUCGCUCUUUUAGAGCGCUACAGUCUUUACGAGGUCUUUGCCUCUCUGUGCCUUGGCUGCCUUAGCAGCUAAGAGACCUCGUGGCCAGCCUACAAGGUUCGCUCUCAGGCUCCCUCAUUACCGCUCGCCUCUGCCGCGCUGCCUGAAGAGCACCAGAAGUUUCACUUCAAGGCUCCGGAGGGACGAUCGCUGCAACCGCGCCACCGGAAAAGCCUCCUUUCAUCGCGGCGACCACAGGCUUCAUUUGCCAAGCCGCCUCUUCUUGCCACCAGCAGCGUCAUUUGUCGGCUCCGAAUCUCUCCUGGCGCCGGAGCGGUUGGGCUGCAAACUGCCGGCCGAUAAGCUGCCUUGCCGGCUCACCACCUCAGCCCUUCCUCAGGGCCUUGUCUACUCUGAAGGCAGUUAAUUUAGGCGGGAAAGCAGCAGCGGCCAUUUUGUUUGGGCGGGAAGCCACCUACGAUGUUUCACAGUAACUGUGAGUAAUGGUGACCAACGGGACCAUUCCUGAAGAGGGGGAUUCACCCAGUCCAAUUGCCCCCCUCUGCUCCAGUCCCCUCUGAGCCCAGGAGCAAAAAGAGAACCUAUAACAAGCCUUCUGCUACCAAGCCUGCUAAGGCUCCUAGGCCUGCUCCUCCUCAUGAGACCCAGGAAGCUACUACUCCUAGUUCACCUAAUGACAAUGCCUCUGAUCCUGCUCCUCGUAAGGCCACUUCCAAGACCAAUCAUUGCUCCACUCCUGCACCCGCUCCUAGGGUUUCUCCUCCAUCUAAUUUCAACCCAAUGUAGGACCUCUCCACUGAUAUUGAAGGGGAUAUCCCCCCCCCCCUCAGCUUCUCCCUGGAACUCGGAGGAUGGGAUUGGAUUUCAAGGGGAUGGCAGAAUCACCCCUGACAUAGAUGUGGGUUCCCCUGCCCCCAGGGCUGUCUCCAUCAAGCCUGAUGAUAUGGCUGACAUCAUAGCAGCUGCCAUUGAGUGGGGCAUUGCUGCAGGCCUUCAGCAUCGACCUCCUGCUGCUACCAUGCCUCAUUGUUCCACUUCCCAAAAAUCUAAGGGGGGGGGGUGUCGUUCCAACCAGUCCCAAAGGGCGACUUCUGCAAGUGCUUCUCAGCCUCCUGCGGUGGAUACUGAGGAGCAGGUCACUCAUGAUUCCGACCUGUCAGAGGAUGAGAAUUCGACCCCUGCUUCUUUUGCCUUAUUGGGCCUGUUCAAACCUGCCUUGUUUUACUCCGUCUUGUUUAAAGCCAAGGUGGUUUCUGGUAUUCCGGCUUCUAAACCAUCCUCCUCUUCGGAGGCAGACAAGUCAGACACCACAGAUCCCAUCUUUUCACGUCCACCGUCGAAAAGGACAUAGUUCCUUCCCCGAAACUGUUUCUGGAGGUGAUUCAAAAUCAGCGGGCCUCUCCAGGGUCAGGGCCCCUUCUAGUCUGGACAAACAGUUGUAUAAUAUCAGCCCAGAGCUCUAUAAACUUUAGGAGGUUUCUUCCAUUGAUCUCCCAGUGGUGUCUUUGUCAUUGCCUAAUGCGGCCACCACUGCUCCAGAGGACGCUCUCCGCCCUGAGGACAAACACUUUGACCAGUCACUGGUAAAGGGCCAUCAGUCCACUGCAUGGGCGGCCAAGGCCGCCUCUUCUUCAUUUUUCAACAGGGUUGCCCUUUGUUGGCUAAAGCAGAUGCAGGACAGGAUCCCUCCUGGAGAUUCCCGCGCUCACCAGGAUAUCAACAAGCUUAAGGCGGCAAUGAAGUACGCAGCAGAUGCAUCUCUGGAUGCGGUACGUUUCUCUUCUAGGUCCAUGGUUUCUACCAUCACCACCAGACGUCUUCUUUGGCUGAAGCAGUGGCAAGCGGAGCCCAGAGCAAAGUGGUGCUUGGCGUCCGCCCCCUUCUCAACCGGUCUGCUCUUUGGUGCUCCUCUGGAGCCUCUCUUGGUAAGUCCAAGGACAAACGCAAGGUGCUUUCUUCUGCAAACCACAAGUCUGACCCUAAACCUUUCUUUCGCAGGUCGUCCUUUCGUGGGAUGGACAGGGCAUUUGCCUACCCCGUCCUCAGCGCCAGGUUCCCCCGAGGCAGGGCCAGCAGUUCCAGGACAGGUCCAACCGAAACUCCCAGCGAUUCUCCUAUAGAAAGCCCUUCAAGGGCGGUUCAAACUGUACCUUUCGAAAGCAGAAAGGAAAUUUCUGAUGACCUCCCUAUUGGGGGACGCCUGUCCGCCUUCGCUGAUUGCUGGGAUGACAUCACCAGAGACUCCUGGAUCAGGCGUACCGUCCGGUUUGGCCUGGCCCUGGAAUUUCUUUCCAGCCCCCCGUAGACUUUCGUACCUUGUCCUGUCUCUAGGGACACUUCCCAAAGACAUCUGGUUGAAUUAGCUAUCGGUCAUCUCCUCCAAAUUCAGGCCAUCGAGGAGGUUGGGCAGGGGUUUUAUUCCCGUCUCUUCAUAGUGCCUAAGUCUUUGGGGGGGUUGGAGAGCAAUUCUCGACCUCAAAUUUCUAAACAAAUUUAUAGUCUACCGGAGGUUUAAAAUGCCUUCUCUGUUGUCCAUUCUGGAGAGCAUUCAGCCCAAUGACCUUCUCUCCUCCAUUGACCUCACAGAGGCAUACCUCCAUAUUCCCAUUCUUCCAGAUCACAGAAAAUUUCUUCGUUUUUCCUACGAAGGGAAACACUUCCAAUACCGAGCACUUCCAUUUGGUUUGUCAUCGGCCCCAAGGGUUUUCACUAAGAUUCUUGCUGCUCUGGCGGCCCAUCUCAGAUCUAUGCCGGUUAGAAUUCUCUGUUAUCUUGAUGAUAUUUUGUUACUAUCCAGGUCGUCACAUCAGGCCCUCCGGAACAUCCAGCUCACCCUUCAGACCCUAGGGGACCACAGUUUUCUGGUCAACUUGAAGAAGAGUCAUCUGCAGCCCACGACUCGUCUCACGCAUCUGGGGACAGUGAUAGACACCUCUCUGGAACAGGUAUUCUUAUCCCCCGACAGGCAGGUGAGCAUUCACGACAUGGUCUCAUUCGUCCGCGAAAAAGAGGCGGUUCCGUUCAUCCAACUGUCUCAGCUCUUGGGCAAGAUGGUGUCCACUUUCUACAUCAUGCCGUGGGCCAGAUUCCACAGUCGCCAGCUCCAAUGGCUUCUGCUCCCGUAUCAGAAGGCGAACUGCAGUUGCUCUUCACACAGAAUACGUCUGACAUCGGAGGUAAGGCGAUCCCUACGCUGGUGGCUCUCUCUUUCACAAACCCCCAUGCAUCAUACUAACUACGGACGCAAGUCUGCAAGGGUGGGGAGCCCACGUGUUGUCACACACAGCCCAAGGUCUUUGGUCAUGUUCCGACCAGAGGAACAGUAUCAACUGGUUGGAGCUGAAAGCAGUGUUUCUUGCCCUCCUUUGUUUCCACUCUCUUGUGGCCAAUGCGCACGUGCUCGUCCUUACGGAAAAUACCACCACCAAAGCACAGAUAAACCGGCAGGGGGGGACAAAAUCCCGGCGUCUAAUGACUCUGUCUUUCCAACUGAUCUCUUGGGAGGAAAACCACCUGUUAUCGCUCAGGGCAGAGCACAUAUCGGGGGUCCAAAACACUCAGCCAUUACCUCAGCGAGGCGAGUUUCCGAGUUGGCAGCCUUGUCCAUCAGGCAAGAUUUAUGCAUCUUUCAUCCUGAUAAGGUAGUCCUUCGACUUGACCUGGCCUUUGUACCUAAGGUAAAUUCUGUAUUCCAUAGAACCCAGGAAUUGGUGCUUCCCGACUUCUGUUCUCAGCCAUCACAUAGACUGGAACUGGUUUCCUUGUCAUCACCUAACGCGGCCACCACCGCACCAGAGGACGCCCUGCACCCUGAGGACAAACACUUUGAGCAGUCACUGGUAAAGAGCCAUCAGUCCGCCACAUGGGCGGUCAAGGCCGCCUCUUCUUUUUUCAACAGGGCUGCCCUUCGAUGGCUCAAGCAGAUGCAGGACAGGAUUCCCCCUGGAGAUUCCUGCGCUCACCAGGAUAUCAACAAGCUUAAGGCAGAAAUGGAGUACGCGGCAGAUGCCUCUCUGGAUGCAGCACAUUUCUCUUCCAGGUCCAUGGCUUCUAACAUCAGCACGAGGCAUCUUCUUUGGCUGAAGCAGUCGCAAGCAGAGACCAGAGCAAAGUGA
This is a messenger RNA of Thamnophis sirtalis, 4154 nucleotides long. The record is from RefSeq and is a predicted model, not a curated record. Lineage: Eukaryota; Metazoa; Chordata; Lepidosauria; Squamata; Natricidae.